CUGCGCACGGGCUCUGGAGCACCGGAUCCCGGCUUGGAAGCCAAUGAAGAGUCGGUGGUGCCCGGGCCGUAUGGAGUACCGUCGUCCAUAAUUAAACGAGUCUCGGGGCUAUUUUUUCUUCUUUUUUUGGUGUGGUGGUAAACGACGUUAGAAUCGCCGUAGCAGAGGUCUUCAAUCUCCCUUCACCCCUCUCCUCCCUGUGGAUCAUAGGAACGCCCCGUCAUCACCCCUUUCUCUCCAGACAGACCAGCAGAUGGAUUCCCGGAUCGCCUUUCAUCCUUAAUACCUUGUCUCUCUCUCUCUGCCCAUCUCCCAACUCCACCACUUUCCUAUGUCAUAAUGGGUACCUGGAUGGUUUACAAAGUACUCUAGGUCCCUAGAGCAAGGCAUUGCUCUGCUGUUGACACUUAAGUGUUUGUCAGAAUGGACAGGUGUCUUGGGGUGUUAGGAGCGACAAAUCAGCAUCCACAUUCACAAUGUAAACCUGAUAUCCAUGACGGAUCUGAGAGAGGAAAGGGAAAAAAAGAAAGAUAGAUUCAGCUAACGUUCAAAUUGCCUCGUAUCAUCUUUAAUGACAGCUAGUGGAAUCUGGGAAAUCUGAAGUGCCUUGCCUAAGGGAACGCCAGCAGGGAUCAAGAAAUGUACAUCAAGGAACCUCCAAUCAUCCUUUUGUACCGACACACCUCCAUCCUUUUCCACAGUUUUCUUCAGUUCAGUUUGGUCUGGUGGUGUGCUUUUUAAGCUACGUGUCUCCUUCCUUUAAUUCUUCCCAUCCCUCUUUGUUUUUCUUUGUUUUUUUGCUCGCCUAUCAGGCCUCCACCAUUCGCCCCUCUCUCGCAACUGCAGUCCUCUCCCCCGCCCCUGCCCCCAGUCAUCGUCCGCCUGCCUCUCCACCUCCCGUACCCCUUCCCCCCACCACCAUCAUCAUCAUCAUCACCUCCACCACCACCAUCUUCAUCCAAAGCCCAACUCCCACCAGCACCAAAAUCGCCACCACCAACUUUCCUCCUCUCCCCCUCGCUUCUUGUCCCCUCCCUUUCUUGCCUCAUCUUCUGCAGAAACUAUGGCUAUGGCUGCCACUGCCACCUCUCCCUCAUCCCCGUCGUCCUCAUCAUCGGCCAACGGCAGCGCCAGGGAGCACCUGCUUGCGGUGCGUCGGCGCACCCCACACACCCGGCCAUACACAAUUUGUCCAGAUAACCUCCGCAGCCUGUCGAUGCAGGGCACAGUCGGGGAAGCAGGUGCCUCUGUGUCCACCUCUCCCACUACGUCGUCAGGGAGCCAACCAGAAACAGCGGGAGUGGGGCUCCAGCGGGCCAAUAGCGACACAGACCUGGUGACAUCAGACAGUCGCUCAUCACUCGCGGCGUCUACAUACCAGCUGACUCUAGGCCACAGCCACCUGGUAAUCUCCUGGGACAUCAAGGAAGAAGUGGAUGCCACCGACUGGAUCGGCUUGUACCACAUCGAUGAGACGUGUGUGGCCAACGUGUGGGACUCCAAGAAUCGUGGAGUGAAUGGCACACAGAGAGGACAGAUCGUUUGGAGACUGGAGCCGGAACCCUACUUCAUGGAGCCAGAGACUAAGAUCUGCUUUAAAUACUAUCAUGGCGUAAGUGGAGCAUUAAGAGCAACAACACCUUGUAUCACCAUCAAGAAUCCUGGAGUAACGGUGGGCAGUGAAGGCCAAGUGGAGGACCAAUCAGGGACUGAGCACUGUCGUAAACUAGUGAGCUUCACCCUAUCCGACAUAAGGGCGGUUGGCCUGAAGAAGGGCAUGUUCUUCAACCCCGACCCCUACCUGAAAAUGUCGAUCCAGCCCGGGAAGAGAAGCGGCCUCCCCAAGUUCACCCACCACGGCCAAGAGAGACGCUCCUCCAUCAUAGCCAACACCACCAACCCUGUGUGGCACGGGGAGAAGUACACCUUUGUGGCUCUGAUGACUGACGUGUUGGAGAUUGAGGUGAAGGAUAAGUUUGCCAAGAGCCGACCAAUCAUCAAGCGGUUUCUCGGUCAGCUGAUCAGCCCUGUGCAGAGGCUUCUGGAGGGGCCGACCGCUGAUGAUCAGCCAGUUAGCUACAGCCUGUGCCGUCGUCUCCCUACGGACCAUGUGAGCGGGCAGCUUUCGUUCAGGUUGGAUGUCACCUCCACUGGACAUGAAGAAGCCUCCCCAGAGGCUGUGGGAACCAUCUUAGGUUCAGUAAACGGUGACCCUGGAAGUCCAUCAGACGACGAAGACCUCCCUCACCAAUCCUCCUCUUCACGCAUCACAUACAGACCUUCUCCAACAGGCCCUGACGAAGGCUCCACGUUAGUCAAUGGUGCUUGUUACUAUGGCGAUGAAAGCAUUUGGCGGGAGCCUGGGCAGAUGGGGCAGGAGGAACUGCUUUCUGCGGCUCUGGGCUGUCACACCCACCGGCAGGUGUCGCUCAAUGACUACCUGGACGCCAUCGAGGCUCCGGGGAGCCCAGGAGACCUACCUCUGGUGGGGCCUUUGCCGAAACUCCGCUCCAGCUUUCCAACAGACACACGGCUCAAUGCUAUGCUGCACAUAGACUCAGAUGAGGAUGACGAGAUGGCGGGGCAGCACAGGGAGCAAUCCCAGGAGACAAGGACACAGCAUAACACAGACUUAGCAUCAUCGAGGAGUUUGGCUACAUCUGAGUCUCGACAGGGGAGCGAGGGUUCAAAAGGAGAGCCACAGGGGCAGACAGGAGCUGGAGCUGGGGCCACAACAGAGGCCGGUUCCUCUGCAAGGGAUCAGCCUGGACCUGAACCUGCAGGGUCUGAACCUGGAGAUGAAGCUGCAGAAGAACAGGCAGGAACAUUAACAGCUUCCGAGACUGCAGCUGGGACCAGAGAGGUUGCUGGAGCGUCAGCAGAGGCUGCACACACCACUGGAGAAACUUUGACAGCUUCCAUCUCAUCCCAGGCAUCAGUGACUGAUGUACAACCAGCACAAUGUACCUGUCAGGAGCAGAACAGCAGGACAGGGGCAAACCAGGAAGUACCCUGCAAUCCCUCACUUGGUCCACUUUCACCCAUUCAGGAGGUGGAGACAAGAAAGGAAGUGGCUCCGAAGGCAGAGGAGGAAGGGGAGUCAUCAAGCAGCGAGGCAAAUGGACCAGUAGCAGCAGCUGCUCCUAUGAACAGCAUCAUAGCUAACCAAGGAGGAGGGAUUUCGGAAGUUGGAGCGCGAGCCAGCGACAGAAGCCGUCGGGAGGAGCAGGAGGAUGGAGAGGUCUGGAGGAGGAGGCAGUCCAUGCAGGCCUCUGGAGGCAUAGCUCAAAACCAUGAGGAGUGUGGGGCCAGAGACUGUCAGAACGGGACAGUGGGGGUGGAGAGAGAGACAGACUGGGAGGCUCGUAUCGACAGCCAUGGUAGGAUCUUUUACGUGGACCAUGUGAACAGAACCACAACUUGGCAGCGUCCCACCGCUCCCCCUGCCCCACAGACUCUCCAAAGGUCCAACUCCAUACAGCAAAUGGAGCAGCUGAACCGCAGGUAUCAGAGUAUACGUAGGACGAUAACCAAUGACAGCAGACCAGAGGAGCAGCCAGCCAAUGACCUUCUGGCAGAUGAGACAGACAUGCAUCCUUCCAUACCAGAGCUGCAUAGGGACAGCACAGUGGCUCAGUCUGGUUCAAGGUCUCGCCUCACUCUGCUGCUUCAGUCCCCCAGUGCGAAGUUCCUCACCAGCCCCGACUUCUUCACUGUGCUGCAUUCCAACCCUAGUGCCUACCGUUUGUUCACCACCAACACGUGUCUGAAGCAUAUGAUCAGUAAGGUUCGUCGGGAUGCUCACCACUUUGAGCGCUACCAGCACAACAGGGAUCUGGUGGCCUUCCUCAACAUGUUCGCCAACAAACAGCUGGAGCUGCCGAGAGGCUGGGAGAUGAAGCACGACCACACUGGCAAGUCUUUCUUCGUGGACCAUAACUGCCGGGCCACCACUUUCAUCGACCCCCGGCUUCCGCUCCAGAGCACUAGGCCCCCGAGCCUCCUGGCUCAUCGCCAACACCUGACUCGCCAACGCAGCCACAGUGCCGGGGAGGUCAGCCCGCGACGACUGAUUGGUGAAGACCCUCGUCACGCCGGCCCACCCGUCCUGCCAAGGCCUUCGAGCACCUUCACCUCUGCCAACAGGGGGCAGUGCCAAGACGUUGUGCCAGUGGCUUACAAUGAAAAGAUUGUGGCGUUUCUUCGACAACCAAACAUCUUUGAGAUUUUGCAGGAAAGACAGCCUGACUUCAACCGGAACCAUUCACUCAGGGAGAAGGUGCAGCUCAUACGCACAGAUGGAGGGUCAGGAUUGGCCAGGCUGUCAGGUGAUGCUGAUCUUGUCAUGCUACUAAGUCUGUUUGAAGAUGAAGUAAUGUCCUACGUGCCUCCUCAUGCCUUACUUCACCCCAGCUACUGCCAGUCACCUCGGGCAUCCCCUGUCUCCUCCCCACAGAACUCGCCUGGUACUCAGAGAGCUAAUGCCAGAGCCCCAGCGCCCUAUAAAAGAGACUUUGAGGCCAAACUGCGCAACUUCUACAGGAAACUGGAAACUAAAGGCUACGGCCAAGGACCAGGGAAACUAAAGUUGAUCAUCCGUCGUGACCAUCUGCUGGAAGAUGCCUUCAACCAGAUCAUGUGCUAUUCCCGUAAAGACCUGCAGCGCAGCAAGCUCUAUGUCAGCUUUGUCGGGGAGGAGGGGUUGGACUACAGCGGGCCUUCCAGAGAGUUCUUCUUCUUGGUUUCCAGGGAGCUGUUCAACCCUUAUUAUGGUCUGUUUGAGUACUCUGCCAACGACACUUACACCGUCCAGAUCAGCCCAAUGUCCGCUUUUGUAGACAAUCACCACGAAUGGUUCCGAUUCAGUGGACGUAUUCUGGGUUUAGCUCUGAUCCACCAGUACCUGCUGGAUGCCUUCUUCACCAGACCCUUCUAUAAAGGCCUACUACGCAUUCCCUGUGACCUGAGUGACCUGGAGUACCUAGAUGAGGAGUUUCACCAGUCGCUUCAGUGGAUGAAGGACAACGACAUAGAAGACAUGCUGGAUCUCACCUUCACCGUCAAUGAAGAGGUCUUUGGACAGAUAACAGAAAGGGAACUGAAGCCGGGCGGGGCCAACAUCCCAGUAUCAGAAAAGAACAAAAAAGAAUACAUUGAGCGUAUGGUGAAGUGGAGGAUAGAGAGAGGAGUGGUGCAGCAGACUGACAGCUUGGUCAGAGGUUUCUACGAGGUGGUGGAUGCCAGGCUAGUAUCGGUGUUUGACGCAAGGGAACUGGAGCUGGUGAUUGCCGGCACAGCGGAAAUUGACUUAUCAGACUGGAGGAACAACACAGAGUACAGAGGAGGUUACCAUGACAACCAUAUUGUGAUCCGGUGGUUCUGGGCAGCAGUGGAGAGGUUCAACAAUGAACAGAGACUACGGCUUCUGCAGUUUGUGACCGGGACAUCCAGUAUUCCUUACGAGGGCUUUGCUUCUCUGCGAGGCAGCAAUGGACCCCGCAGGUUUUGUGUGGAGAAGUGGGGAAAGGUCACUGCACUGCCCAGAGCGCAUACCUGUUUCAAUCGGCUGGACCUGCCACCAUACCCGUCAUUCUCAAUGCUGUAUGAGAAGAUGCUGACGGCCGUGGAGGAGACCAGCACCUUUGGGCUGGAAUGAUUCUCGUCUGUCCACCUACGGAAAUUUCAGCUUACUUAAGCCGCAUAAAUGACUGCUGGUCAUCAUGAAAAGAGAGGUGGCCGUGAUGGACAAAGGUUAAAAAAAGCUGGAUUUUGAGUAAAAUUUUUGGUUUGUGAUUAAUUUAUAAGUUUGGAGCUGCACUCUGACCUUCUGAAAUGUCCUGUGUACAGAGGUAAACACUUGUUUUUUGAUGCACCUUCACACAUUUCCCAACUACUUAGUAACGCACCCUUUCACCUCUGUGAUGUGACGAAUGAAGACCCACACUGCCUUUGGGAUCAGAAUCAUGACUGGAUUUGACCAAUUGGAGACCAGGAUGUUUUUUUGUUUUUUUUCACUUUCUCUUUUACAACAGGAGUUAAGAAUACAUCAAAGAAGAAGCAACCACUGCCUUUACUGCAAAAGCUCAGUGGACUCAGCCUCUUUUUAUUCUAGUGAGGAUGGACCUCAAAUAUAAGGCCUCUCCAUAACUGUGUUUCUUGGAGUUCAGUGUCUCUUUUUGGCCUGUAGUAAUAACCACUCAUGCAAUUACUUCUUAAAUCCAUUUGAGGACUGCCUGAUACAUGUGGUAAGGUUUUUGGAAUUCUCCCAUGAACUUCUACAGCAAAUUUUGGAUUCCAGACAAAAGCUGUGGUAUUUUCAUCUACAAGAAAAAGUGAUUUUCUAACGAUGUGGCAGUGACAUGUUGUGAUUUGAAUGUAACAAACUUUAUGAUGUAGAUUGUGCAAGAAGUGAUUUUGUACCAGAUUUGGAUCAAUUGGCAAAAAAAUCUUUGGCCACCACUUAAUAAUUAUGAGUUAUUGUUUUGAUUGGAGAAACUCACAAACACUUUUGUAAUUCCAUUUAUUUGGAAUGUACUUGAUUGUUUUGCAUUGAUCCAGGUCUAUUUUUCAAAGUUUGUUAAAAGUAGUCUACACUCAAGAGGUGUAGAUUGAAAGAAAAAUGUACAUCUAAAUAGGCAACGUAAAUCAAAUGUCCAUCUACCAGUGGAGGAUCUAGAAAACCGGGGUGGCAAAAAGUUAAGCUGGUUGGCAUUGGAAGGUGGGGGUAGUGGCGGUUCGAGGGGCAGGGAUGGAAGAAUUAAAAGGUCACCAGCUGCAUGUGGUGGGGCACGAGCAUGCAGCAAAACACUUAUACAAAUACAUUGUGUCUAUAUGUUGAUUUAUUACUCUUUAAAAACUAUAUCAUUAUCGUUUAUUCUUGUACUUAUGUAAAUGUACUUAUUAAUUUUCCAAUAGUUACUGAGAUAUUUCAAACUAAACCAAAAUGAUUAACUAACAAACAUUGCCCUACAUGUCACAUGAAGGGAUGAAUGUAACGGCACAGUUGCAGCAUGUAAUGUAACUUUUUAGCUAACGUAACAAUAAUGGACUGACUAUUAUUGGGCAUUAUCAGUUUUGGAUUGUCUCCGUAUUUCUUACCUGGUUCAGUUUAGACAGAUCAGUCACAUAGGGUGAGAAAAUUAUAUAAUUUUAUAAUUAUGGACAAUAUCCCCAUUGUACUGAUGGGUAGCUCCUCACUCACUCUCUCUCUCUCUCCCUCUCCCCGCCCCGCUAGACACACACACACCCAUAUCAGACCCCAACAAUAUCCCCAAGCCCCACUACAGCUGCUGGUAUGAAAAACAUAAUACGGCUAUCUGAUUUUAAGAUGCGAUUUUAAGUUAAUUUACUAUGUAUUCACAGAAAAUUACCCUGAGAUAUUAUUUUUUUUAUUUUAUUAAGUCAAGGACCUACUGUUUUUCUUGUUUACACUUUUAAAGAAUGUACGAUAGCCCGGAUUACAAAAUAUUAUUUCCGUAUUAAGUUAGGUAGAAACUUGGGUAAAUGUUCAUGUGCGAAUUCAGUUUAAAUCAAUUGGAAUCAAAUAAUUCCAUUCUCAUAAUGAAAAUAUAUUUUUUCCAUCACUGAAUGCACUGCCCUUUGUAAGUCUCACCAGAAAGUACCAAAGUUUUGAGCCUUAAUCGGCUGCCUCACAUCUAACCCUAAUCCAUACAACCACUCUAUCUGUACAGUCCACCUCACCUCACUUUUGAAUAUGAAUGUUUGACAGCACUCUGCUCCUAAAAUAAAAUUGUAUCACUCAAUGCUGCUUUUUUCAUCUUUCCCACUCUAAUUGAGUAAAACAAUCCCAUUUGCAGCUUUAGCUGUGGUGUGUUCGCACCACAGACUGUAUACAAUAAUGUUCACACUUUUUUCUGC
Messenger RNA from Anoplopoma fimbria (sablefish), 7878 nucleotides. RefSeq names its product HECT, C2 and WW domain containing E3 ubiquitin protein ligase 2b (gene hecw2b). The record is from RefSeq and is a predicted model, not a curated record. Lineage: Eukaryota; Metazoa; Chordata; Actinopteri; Perciformes; Anoplopomatidae. The transcript is spliced from 30 exons. The coding region runs from base 1064 to 5656 and encodes 1530 amino acids. Gene Ontology annotation, biological process: regulation of dendrite morphogenesis. Gene Ontology annotation, molecular function: ubiquitin-protein transferase activity; protein binding.